CUGGGCUGUCGCUGCCGUUGGGACCUGCCCUAGCCCAGCGCUCGGGCCGGGCCGGGCCGGGCCGGGCCGGGCCGCGCCGCACUAGGCACUUUCCUGCUCCGUCCGCGCCGCAGGUAAGGAGACGAAGCCUGUUGAAGCCAUGUGACAGCUUGAGUAGCUUCCAUUAAAACUUUUGGUAAAGAACAGCUGACCACAGACAUGCUAUGUUUUGGAGCUCUGCCUGUGGGGCUGACCAGCCAUUGCUGUCACCAGCUAGCAGUGCUGUUCCUUUGCGCUUCUGUAUAUGACACCAGCUUCUGAUGCUACUGUUGCUUUAGAGUAACAGUCAGAUUCUUGUUUUAGGGCUGUUCUUUGCACUGGAGCACAAAACCUGAAAAUUUACAGUUUCCGGAUGAAGAACUAGGCUGGAGCUUGCUGACUUGGGGCUUUUCUGCUCUGAUUUUUCUCUGUGCUGUUUUUGAUCAGUUCAGCAGUGAAUUCCUGCCUCCUUCCCCCUUGCUUGUAGUUAAUCUUCAAAGUUGAUUGCAUUUUGUUACCAGGGCACAUAUACACUUCAAAUGAAAGUAAUUUUAAAAGCUGUUUUCUGAGAAGAGCCCUGUGUUCUCAGAAAAGUCUUUGUAUUGCUUCCAAGUUCUCAAGGAUUUUUUAACCUUGCAUGAAGACAUCUCUUCCUCCCUUCCUUUACUUGCUGUGGCAGGUGGUUGUUGGUUUUGUGUUUUGUGUCCCUGCCCAUGGCAGAGGGUUGGAACUAGAUUAGCUUCAAUGUCUCUUCCAGCACAGGCUGUCCUGUGAUGACCCUGCUCUACCUGUAAUGAUCGUGCUCCAUGACAGCCCUGCCCCAUGACUCUUCUGUGAUGUAGCUGUGUCACUGAAAUGGUGUAAAUGAUGCUGAAAACAAGAAAAGGAAAAUAUUUAAGCCUUGUCUGUGUUCUGGUAUAUACUUGCUCUGAUAGUGACCUGACCUUUCCCAUUUAGAGGUGGUAAUGGUUUGUGGCAGACAGUUGUAUCUGUAGAGGCACAAGACAAUGUAUUUGGAAUAGUUGUGAGAAAGUACAAAGCUUGAGGUCCUGGCAAAAUAAUCUGUUUCCAAAAGAAAUAGAAAACCAUAGCAUUCGGAAGACUGGUUAUUCUUAAGAUGUUUAUAAGAAUAUUAUCCUUUAUUCAUUAAACACCGCCAGUAUACUGUUUCCUGUGUUAGAAAUACAUUAGAAUAAAAUAGCGUGCGUGCUUUUGGUUAGUUGUGAAUAAAAAAGUAGGAUGAGAGAAAGGGGAAUUUGCUGAUGACUUAUGUGGACAGCUGUUGAACAGCCAGGAUGCCAUUCUUGGAAUCUAAAGCAAGCUGUCUUCACAUCUGUAAGAGGAGGAUAGCAUUGUGUUUAAAAUGGAAGUUGACAUAAAUGGAGAGUCCAGAACUACCAUAUCCACCCUUCCUGUGCCUCUUGCAGAAGUGAGUCCUGUGGGCAGGAUGGAAACAGAGAAACCCCGCUGUUCCAGUACCCCCUGCUCACCAAUGCGACGGACAGUUGCAGGGUAUCAAAUCCUGCACAUGGAUUCUAACUACCUGGUUGGCUUCACAACUGGAGAGGAGUUGCUAAAAUUAGCCCAGAAGUGUACGGGAAGUGAAGAGAAUAAAGGGGAAUCUGGGCCAAACUUGCACUCCAAACAGCUUGAUUCAGGACUUACACGUUCCUCUCGUUUGUACAAAACUAGAAGUAGGUACUAUCAGCCAUAUGAGAUCCCAGCAGUAAAUGGAAGGAGGAGGCGAAGGAUGCCAAGCUCAGGGGAUAAAUGCACCAAGGCUUUACCAUAUGAACCCUACAAGGCACUUCAUGGUCCCCUGCCUCUUUGCCUUUUAAAAGGUAAAAGGGCUCAUUCGAAAUCCCUGGACUACCUCAAUUUAGACAAAAUGAGCAUUAAGGAACCUGCUGACACGGAAGUGCUACAAUACCAGCUCCAACACCUCAACCUCAGAGGGGACCGUAUGUUUGCAAGAAAUAGCACAUGAGCUAUCAUAACUUGAAUUUAGAACCAAUUUCUAGUUAUUUCUGUUGCUGCAAAAAUCCACUGUUGUACUGUGUACAUGACUGUCCACAUUGUAUGUGGUUGUAUCAGUUAAAUAUUAUCAGAAAAUAAUUUAUUUGAAUAGAUUCUUGGAAAUGCAAUGUGUUAAAAAUAUGUGGAGGGAGAAAUCCUUCCUAAGAAAGCAGCUUCUGAUGCAAAUUUGACUUCAACUGGUGGAUAUUUCUUUGAACACCUUUUAACAAAAAAAACACCACCACCUUUUGAUUGUGGGGUUUGGGAUAGGGGGUUUUUUUGUACAGUUAGAGCUGGUAUUUCCAGCAAUUUAACACUGAAAAAAUGGUGAUGUCUGCUUGGUUGUUGCUAAUUUUGGCUUGAUGUUAGAAACUGCUCUUGGAAAAGUGCUUAAGUUUAGGAAGCUUUUUGGUUUGACUUUCUGUUCCUGUAUUCUACAGUAAAGCAUAUGUAUUUAUUUUUUCUUUUCACAUCAUGGAGAGGAAAGUGAGCUUGGUUAAAUAAGAUCACUUCUGUUUAAAAAAUUAAGUUCAAACAUUUUCAGACUGCACUUACAAUGGUGAUGAGGGUGAGAUUAACUCAGCAAACCUUUGCUACUUGAAUCCUAUUAAAUGAUUAUUUAUUUUUAUUUGUUUUUAGUUUCUGUGUGGAAGUAGUUGCUUUGCCUCCUCUGUUCUAUAUAAAAUUUGUUCAGGAUAAGUAUUUGAGUCAUUAAAAAAAAAUCUUUUGGGGAGUAAAGGUUCUUUUUUUGUAAGUGGGAUUUAUUUUUCACAUUGUCAUGGCCCAAAAAAUGAUGUACUGCAGAUUCCACUAAAUAAACUGGAAUAUCUGCUUUGAUAUGUUAGUAAUGGUUUUGAUUUUUAAGCUGUGAUUUCAGUAUCAUGCAUAGUAACAGGAAGUGUCAAACAACUUCAUCGUUGCUUUGGAAGUGCAGUUGUUUUGAAGCACUGAACACUAGAGAUCUGUAAAGCCAUUUUUUAUUUACUUUUGGGGGUUUUUUUUGAUGGAGUGCAGGUCCAAGAUCGAAGAGAUAAUCCUGGAUUAAUUAUCUGAGUAGAUUGAAUACACUGGCUUACUUACGUUACUUAAGAAUUUUUUUGUCCAGUCAUGAUGUAAAACUCAGUUUGGCAGCUGUAUCCGUAGAUGUAUUUAAAACAUCUUAGUAACUUUAAAAAGGAGCAAUAGUUUUUAGAGGUGUUUUUAAUUUUAGGUGUAAUCUUUUACUUGAAUCAGUGUGCAGCUUUUGGCUGAUGACCUCUUAGAAGUAGUUUAAAAAUAAGAUCACAUUGUUGGAAACAUAAAUUAUUUGAUCAGUUGUUUCUGGUAGAAUUAAUAUUUGUUUGUUUAUCAUUCAGAAUGAAUAGAAAGCACUACUUAGUGCAUGUACUGUGGAGUUCUCAUUCUGUCACUCCACAGCUGGUAAAUUAAGGCAGCCCAUUAGUCUGCAUUUUGCUAGUUUGGUUAUCUUUUUUUUUUAGAUUUAUUAGAAUCAUUGCAACAAACCGAUAUGUAUUUUUAAAAGCUAACUACACAAGUGUAAACUUAAUGUAUUGAACAAUGAUUUUGAAAGUAAAAUCUUACAUAGUCUUUAGUUUGAAAAACAGAUUAUGGUCAGAUGCCAAAGAGAUGGGGAUUUUCUUUAAGGAAUAAACUCCAAUGUUUAAUGAAAUACCCUGUGAAACUACGUUUCUGGCUGAAAAAUAAAAAGGGUGGUAUGAAAA
Molecule: messenger RNA, 3755 nt
Organism: Melopsittacus undulatus (budgerigar)
Lineage: Eukaryota; Metazoa; Chordata; Aves; Psittaciformes; Psittaculidae
Gene: MACIR
Product: macrophage immunometabolism regulator
Exons: 3
Coding region: 1382-2005 (207 amino acids)
Biological process (GO): negative regulation of fibroblast migration; negative regulation of cytokine production involved in inflammatory response
Source: RefSeq, a predicted model, not a curated record